Molecule: messenger RNA, 7338 nt
Organism: Wasmannia auropunctata (little fire ant)
Lineage: Eukaryota; Metazoa; Arthropoda; Insecta; Hymenoptera; Formicidae
Gene: thw
Product: flocculation protein FLO11
Exons: 8
Coding region: 204-5291 (1695 amino acids)
Cellular component (GO): extracellular region
Molecular function (GO): chitin binding
Source: RefSeq, a predicted model, not a curated record
UCCGUGGCGUUCGCGCGCGUGCGAACGGCUUCGCUCCGGUAUCGUACUCCGGAGCCGGCCGCGUGUGUGCUACGACUUUUUUUUUGGAGAUUUAGGGUAUUCAGCAGUCGAGGAUUCAGGAUAGUAUUUUCGCCACCAUCGGCGAUCGUUACCGGACGCACGCGGGGCUUAACACCAGAGUCGUGAUUGACGAUCUACCAAACAUGUUACGCCUCGUGAUUCUUCUAUUUCUGUGUAUCGCCGCUACUUACACGCCUGGCCACUGCGAGACAGGGGCAUCGCGAGAUGUCGAGCACGCGGGACUGCCAGAGUUCCUCACGGAAUUGGACCUGUCGAGUCUCGAGGCAUCCGAGGAAGACGUCGAAGCGCUGAAGAAAAUCGUGAAAAGGCUGGCGCCCGAAAAGAACGGCGAGUACCAAGUUUACCAAGUCUUCUUCGGAAACGAGGAUCUCCUCAAGGAGUGGCUCAAAGGAGCGGGCGUGACGGGACAGCCCGGGGUGGAUUAUCCAGCCCUCACGUCGAUUCCAACCACUUCAUUCAGCUGUCGCGGUCUGAGAGGGGGAUAUUACGCGGAUUUAGAGACAAAUUGCCAAGUGUUCCACAUCUGCGACAAUGGACGCAAGAUCUCGUUCCUGUGUCCCAACGGCACUAUCUUCCAACAAUCGCAACUUAUAUGCGACUGGUGGUUCAAAGUGGAUUGCAGCAGGUCCACGGAAUUGUACGAGCAGAGCGCCGAGCAAUUGGCCGAGGAGGAGAAGAAACGUACGGAGGCGAGAAAGAUGAAGUCCGAGUUUCAUCGCGCGGCGGAGCAGCAAAAUAAUAACGCGGAUUACUACGAGAACGUCGACUACGACGGUAGACAAAACGGCAGAACGAAUCCGUACGGUCAGCCCGCCGCCAAGCAGAAUCAGAUCCCGGAGAGGCAGGACGAACCGAAGUCCAACCAGCACUUCGGGCCGAACAACGUUUUCGAUAACACUCGUGGUUCUGGUCGCUAUUUCCAAGACAACAACGCGAACGCGUUACGGGCUAACGAGAAGACGAGCCAGACACCCGAGAAUUACGAUCAGUCGUCGAAACAGCGACAAUAUCACAACGGUGGAUCGAAUUAUCAGGCGUCCAAUAAGCAGAGAAAUCAGCUAGAUACGCAGAACGGCAAGUUCAACUACGAUCACAGCAAUAAGUUCCAGGACAGUCGGCAGAAUUAUCAGAGCAACACAGAAAGGCAGGAUCAUUAUCAGUCCAAUCAGAAUACGCCGCGCAACAACGAGAAGCCGGCGUUCAAUAAUCCGAAAUCGCGAACCUCGACGCGAAACAAUCUGUUCGGUUCCAACCAGUCGCAAAAGGCUACGCCGACGUACAUGGAGACGACGACCUUCAGAACUACAACCGCGACGCCUCCGAGGGAGUACCAGCAGUUUGCGGAAAGCGCCGCGUUCGUGUCCAGCCGGGGAAAUCGCUUUAACGCGGCCAAAUCUGAGAACACUCGACAGUAUUAUUAUCAUUCGUACGAUUAUCGAGAUCGUACCACCACCACCACCGCUGAUUACCGUGGUCACGAGACGACGACCACCACGACCACCACGUCCGCGCCGCGGAGGAACGAGGAGAGCGAGACGGUGUCCUUCACGCCGAAAACGGGCGCCCCGCCGUAUCCCGGGCCCACAUACGCUCCUAUCUACAAGGCCAGAACGACGACGUUACCACCUUACGAAACAACGUUGCAGUACACGCCGACGACCGAGACGUCUUAUUACAGCACUCCCUACUACGGGCAAGGCGACAUUCCGGAAACCACGUACGCCAAUGCCGACACGUCGACCGUGACUUCCUCCGCGGAGGAGUACCCGACUACGUCCUUCACUACGUACAGCGAUCUGCGGACGCCCGCCGCGAUAGGUAGAGUGCCACCGGCCCGCGGGAAUUAUCAGAGUCAGCAGUACGUUGAUAACAGGGUGACCGAACAGAGAGACGCCGACACCUCUUUCGCGACUACGCGUCCGUACGUGAAUACGGAGAGCUACCGGCACAACGCCGCCAACGUCACUGCGACCGUCAGUCCGGACCCGUUUCCCUCGUCGACGCCGUUUUACGGAGACUGUCGCGAUCAAGUUCACUCCAAUUGCCAAAACGAGAACAGUAUCACGAACGUCGGGCCCAGAGGUACAACGGGGGAUCCUUGGCGCGCGACUUUGCAAAGCUUCCAGCAGAAUUCGAUCAGCUCGACCGAGAAGCCGUGGAGAAGCACCAACGGUUAUCAGCAGAGUGGAUCCACCAGUAAGACCUUGAGCCCUUACGACACCAGUUUCACGUACAAGCAGGGGAAAGUGCUGUCCACAUUAGGCCCGUAUAUACCUUUCACUAAAAACUACGUUUACUCCACGAUGACCACCACACCGACGCCGAAGCCGCCGACCACCGUGCCGAUAUACAGCCCCACCACAAAUUAUCGCGUCACGACGGGUAAUUUGAUACCCAAGGUGAAAUCGUUGCCUCCAGUGACGAGCAGGCCCAAGCAGGACAGAGCGACCUAUUUACCUGAGGUUGGCAGCAAACCGCCACCAUCUUUGGAGGAUAGACCGUACGCCGAACGGGAACACGCGCUUAACAUGUUGCAUUCUCUUCAAGGUCUCGAAAAUAAUGUGGAAAAUCUGAGCGAGAUCGGCGCGAAGGAUGGAAAUAAUCGAAACGGGCCCUCCGCGCCCGGCCCGUCUACCUUGCACUCGUUAGCUCUGUACUUUGCCACAGCCGGCGACAAUCUCGACUCGAAUGAGACCAUCGAGUCUACCGCGAGCGUCGAGGAGGCCGAGGGUACAGAAGGGAAUCACUCGGAUAACUCGUCCGCCGAAUUACCGACCAGCAUUCUCACGCAGCACACCAUCUCGUCGUACGUCGAGCUGUUCAAUCUGAACAAUGCGCUCGAAGGGAACGCCACGACGGCUGAAUUCACGUCAUCGGAGGCCGAUGACGUUGGCGGCGAGGUGAACGACGAUCUGGAGAUCGAACAGAGCGAGGGUCCAGUGAACGGCGCGAAGAGAUCGAACAGCACGAAGCUGCGCGAACUGGCCCAGGUCUUCACUCACGCUCUGUCGGCAUACCUGCAGGAUCCGGACACCUUCAAGAAGGUGCUCACGGAAAUCAGGCCCACGCAACCACCGGCGACGACCACCGAUGACAGUCAGUUCGAGGUAACGACGUUGUAUCCGACCACGGCGGAAGAGUACGCAUCGGUGACCAAGGAGAAGGAUGAAGUCCUGGAUUUCUCGGACGAUACCGACGUCACCAGAAGGCGCAAGCCGUCCACGAUAUUCCCCACUACCCUACAACCACCGACUGUCACCACCGACAGAUCGUAUUCGACUUACUACACGACGCCGUACGAUGAGUAUUACACGACUUCACAGAGCCAGACGCGAAGGCCAAUUUACUAUCCGAGCACGACGUUGUUACCGCCCAGCGCUUCGUCAUACGACUCGAGGGAUUACGACGAGUCGUCGACGCAGGGUGGUAAUACGUUUGCCUUCGAAGUGAAUCGUGUGUUUACCACCACUGCGAACGAUAUUCAAACCUACGACGGCGAUACGAGAGAUUCGACUGAUUCAUCGAUCUAUGAUAAUUAUUUCCCACUGGACGACGACGGAAAUCGAAAUAGGAUCGGUGGCUUCCAGAAUAACACGGCGGGAACCUUCCAGCCUUACGGUAAAAACGUCAAACCGAUCGGCGCUACGCCUAUAAACAAUUACGCGGCGUCGUCCACGGUGGCGUCUUUUCAGAAUCCCGGAGUAGGGACGACGCCCAGCUGGGGUAGAGGCUCGGCUGGCGAUAAACCCGUGCAAAACCUCACGCCGCCUCAUUACGAUCAACACUUCGGUAAUGUGAGGAGCUUCGAGGUGUCGAACAGCAUCCAGUCGGUGCGCUCAACGACGCCGUUGUCGAGAAGCAAAUCUACCUACGACACCGCCAGCAGCACCGUAAAGCCAUUCAGGAUACGUUACUACGAAUCGACGACAGCACCGUCCGAGUCUCUCGCCACAGCUCGCAGCUCGUACGCGAAGUACAGGAACAAUUACAAGCUUGAGGGCAAUCGCGUGGAAGGCACUCGCAAGCCCACGACGGUGCCGACGACAAUUCGGGACGAUGUCGAGAUACUGGAUCCCGUCACCGCGACCGUCAGCGACGUUACCCCGUACACCGCCACCGUUACUCGCGCCACCUCCAACAAGCCCGCGGACGCGACCACGAGACACUCCAAUCUGCUGAACAACGAUCACUGGACCUCUUCGCCCAUGGUCACCCAGCUCUGGGAGACGACGGUGUUCGUGGAUCCACGGCACAUUAAUCACGGUCUAGAGUCGAACGUCGGCGUCACUCAGCCGCCCGAUACGACCGGUAACGCUAUUUACGAGGAGACGGAAUCGACCGUGGCGGCGACCACCACGAGAUCGCCGACGCUGCCCGUUGCAGAUCCCGACGCGACGACGGAACCGCGGACCACCAGCACACCGAGUCCUUGGCAAUGGGCGACGAGUAACAACGAUCCACCCGUGACGUUCACUCUGCUGCCGACGACCUUCGCCGCGGAGAACACGGCAACGCCGACUCCGAUCAUCACGACGCGGUCCAGCAUAACGACCACGAUCACCUCCUCGGUAACGUCGACCAACGGCGUCUCCCGGGAGAACCUGUCGUCCACUCUGCUGCCAUUUGCGGCGGGCAACGCGCUGAACGCCAGCGAGAGCGAAGCGAUCAAGGCUCACGAGAUGUUCGGCAACCUCAACGAGACGAGCUCGAACACGUUGAUGCGAGUGAUGAAGCAGGCCGAUAACAACACGACAGUAAGACAAUUGGUGCUAUUGCUGGUAACCCAUUGCAACGGGCCGAAAAACAAGACGCUGGAGCAGGAGAAGGAGCAACUGCUGGACGCUCUUCUGAGGUUGCCCGUUAACGAAUUCAGUUCGGAAGAAUCGCGAGAAAUUGUCGCCGGCAUCAACAGAUUUAAUCUUUCGACUAGUAAAUCACGAGCGACUUUGGCAAAUUCCACAACGAUGAGGACUCCUCGAGCGUCGUCCGUGAGACCCACACCGUCUGUACCAUCCAUCACCACAUUUCGCAGUAGGACGGGACGAAAAUUUCGUACGACCACCGAGAAUACCAACGUUCUUGUCAGAAGAUCGGACGAUGCUGUCUCGGAGACAAAUAAUUCCUUGUCGGAGAACGGGGCCACCGCUUCUGACGGCCGCGCCAUCGAGCUCCUCAGGUCGCUCUACACGGUAGCCGCUAAGUGGGGCUGAGAAGCCGCACAAUCGACGACCGAUCGGAACUACGCGCGCGUCGGAAGACUCGCGAGAUGAAGAUCUCGCUGGAGUAUCAGAAGACGUCCGCCUGUCAAUACGUCGGAGUAGAUCGUUGCUGUUAUUCAUCACCGUGUCCACUCCGCCUAGCCUAAAUUCGAAGGUUUAAGCUCCGUACGGUGAAUCGGUUUUGAUCUCGGCCCAUCAAUCGACGUCCACGACGAAACGGGAAUCUGCUCUACGAGCGGAUUUCUUCGCGAGAGACCGCCGGGACAUCGUAAUUCUUGUCUCGAAUAUCAUCGUCAGCAGAAGUCGGCAACAUUGAGUUAUUAUUGAUUCUGGAACUCUUACAUUAUUAAAUUCCGACUGCUAUACCAUUACACUUGCAUGCAGUACUGUAGGAAAAUUAGAUUUGGAGCCGACGAGUCGGCUUCUUCGAACUCGAAUCGCUGCUGCGGAGUUCGAUUUAACUUGGGGCCGAGAUUGACACCUGCGCUCGCGGAUAUUAAGCAGAUCGUGUAACGAUCGAUUUCGGAAAUGUAAAUCCGCAAAGCGCCGCGGCUGCUUGAUACCCGCGACCGAGCGUAACUCGUGUCGGUUAAUAUGCGGAGUCCCGAUCGAUCAUCGAUCGACAAGAUCGCAAUGUAAUAAUUAACCGGCUGUAGUCCGACGUUAAGAUAUUAUAUAUAUUGCUCGCCGUCCUUUUUAUUAAGAAUAAAAGAAAAAGAAAACAUCGAUCGCCUCGAAAUAUCGGCAACUAUUAUUUGAAGGAAAGAAACGCCUGCCAUACUUCGUCCCUUCUGUUCAGCGACUUUGCAUGAACGCCAGACUCAACUUUACUCUCUCCUCUCUAUAAUCAAAGAAGUUCGCACAUAUUAAGCAAGGUAAUUUCACUUGUGUUUAUCACAUGCAAUGAUAUAAUAACAAAGUUUCUCUAAAUGUUUCUUCCUUACAUAAUUUUUAUAAGUCCUUAAACUGAGCGUCGUGUUACAUUGCACAAUCAUCGAAGUCCAUAUAUGUCCCGUAGUAUCUGUGUUUAGAAGAAUUAAUUUCAUUGGAAAACAAUUCGACAAAAUUUUAUAUAUAACCCUUUGAUUGAAAUCCUCUGGAUGUGGGUAGACAUUUGAGACUACACGUAUUCGAAACGAGAUGCGAAUUUUAAUUACUGAUAUAGAAUAUGAGAGAUCUUUAUUAUACAUUAAUUUUUUUUUUACAUUCCUAGUAUACGUACUCGUGUAAAACAGUGAUUGUCCUGCAUGCCAACAGUUAAAAGGGGGUAAAACAUUUUAACACGUUCGCGCUCCUCUCGUAAUGUUGCCGGGUACAUCGUCAAAUUGCAACUCGUCUUCGUUAAAUUACACGCGAAAUUGGUGGAAUGUGGUAAAUUGCGCCAUGUACGCUUAUGGUUAUCCGUACCGGUUGGACUCUACGUGACACAAUUAAAACCCUUUUCCCCUCUCCCGCGUAUCUUCCGCCCCCUCGCUCUCCCCCGAAACGAGGUCACUAUCGUUCUCUGUCGAAAUACGCGUUAAUUUCCAGGCGGUAUUAAUUUCUGUCGGCAGCAUUGAAUUGAUACAUUCGGCGGAACGUACAAAUCUCAAUUCCAGCUGAAAAAACUGACCGUCGAACGAUUCAGUAUUACAAAAAGACUCCCUAUAGAAAGGAUCCGUCCAGCUUUCCGGCGGAUCACGCGAAAUUAUUUAUUCUCCCUCGCUGUGUUGCGAUAUUCCUAUGUACCUACGCGGCUUAACAGUAAGUUAUUACUUAUAUCUUAAAAUUACGGUGUUGGUAACGUUCUCUUUCGUUUGGGCAGUUUCGAGGUCGGCGAUGCGCUUCCGUUACGAUCCCGAAAACGUCCAAAUGGGGUUUCUAGGUCAUUAUUUAAGUACGCGACUUAGCGUGUAGUUGUGUAUCAACUUUAUGUAAUAUACCUUUGUACAGUAUGUGAAUAAAUAUAUACAGGGUUUUGUUUAGCUGCGCUCUAUCCGUCACGUACGUUCUUCACAAUACUUUUACAGGCGCUUUAAUUUUUUUUUAUUAAUAUCUU